UUAGCUGGACCGGGGUGCGUUUCAUUCAGGCACCGUCUUGGACAGCCACCGCGCGUUGUGUUCACAGAGGACCCUGCAGUCCACCAUGGCGGCGCCCGGUGGAACUUUAAAUUGUGAGGACUUUUCAAUGUUUCAGGAGGUGCUGAAGGUGAUGCGCACCAUAGAUGAUCGCAUCGUCCAUGCUCUGAACACCACCGUGCCCACAGUCUCCUUCUCAGGGAAAGUGGACGCCACGCAAACAUGCAAACAGCUCUAUGAAUCUAUGAUGGAGGCCCAUCUGACCAGAGACAAAGCUAUCAAAUCCUGUAUAGCCCAGACAUCGGAGGUGGUGGGACAACUGCGUGAAGAGAGGGCAAAAGACAGCGAAAACCUGGAGCUCAUUAAACAGCUCAGAAAGGAGCAGACCAAAUUAAAGCUUAUGCAAUCAGAGCUGAAUGUUGAGGAGGUUGUCAAUGAUAGAAGUCUGAAGGUUUUCAAAGAAAGGUGCAGAAUCCACUACACGCCUCCGAAGGUGAAGUGACGACGGAGGUCUGAUGAGCAGAGCCGCUUCACUCGAGGUUUGAAUCCGGACUGGGGCUGAAACUGUGACCUGCUGCUGAGUCCUGACUGCAGGCUGCAGACCAUCCAGACCACUCUGACCUCUCCUCCAACACACUUGUAUUCCAUUGUGAUCGUUGUAAUGCAUUACCACAGCUGUAAAAGAGUCAUCCGUGUGCUUCUUUAAUGACAAACAUUGUACAAAAGGAGUUUUUUAAAAAGACAAUGAAACAUUUUCAAGUGACAUGUCUUGUGUGUGUUUUAAAUCACCUGGACCACCGAGGAAUUCAGUGUUUUCUGUAUGCAGGGAGGUGGUACAGUUUAAUCCAGUCCGUCUUAAAUUCAUGUACAGAUUGAUAUAUCUGAAACAUCUCAUUAACUGUUGAGUGGUUUGGUGUAAAAUCUUGUACACGCAUUCAGGGUUACCAGGUAAUAAAUCCUAAUGACAAUGUGAACAUGUUAGCAUUUAGCUCAUAGCACCACUGUGCCUCAGUACAGCCUCACAGAGCUGAUGGCAGGCUGCACACUCUUAAUAGUGUGUCUUUUUUGUUUGUAAUUUGUUCAGGAAAGUUUUGCAGACAGGACUUAGUUUCACUGUUUAUCCUGAUUUGGUCAGAUUCUGUAUGCGCCACACUCAUUUAGUAAUCUCAGAAGUAGUAUGAAAUACAUUUUCCUCCUCCAGGACACCUGUCAAGUAACUCACAGCAAGAAAAUGUCUUCUGGUUUGUGUGAUCAGAUCUCACAACUUAAGAAAUUUAAAAAUCUGUAUGUUCAUAAUAAGGUUUGUGUGAACUGCAGGGAUUUAUUUACCUUUUUUAAAUUUAUUUGUCAAACCUUUUUCCAGCCAAGCCAGCAUCUGUUUUAGAAAACCAAAUGCUACACAUAAGAACCACAAGAAAUAAAUAUUAAUUAAAAAAAAAAAGUUUUAAUCUUUAUUAUAGAUUUAGAAGGCAGUGCAUUCAACUUGUAGCUUUCCAACGUCAAAUAUCAGUGUCAAAUCAUUUCAGAAUAAAGAAGCAGAGCAUUUUAA
Epinephelus fuscoguttatus (brown-marbled grouper) is the source of this 1567-nucleotide messenger RNA. It is a transcript of the gene mix23, whose product is annotated as mitochondrial matrix import factor 23. The record is from RefSeq and is a predicted model, not a curated record. Bases 86 to 520 code for a protein of 144 amino acids. The transcript is spliced from 5 exons. Lineage: Eukaryota; Metazoa; Chordata; Actinopteri; Perciformes; Serranidae. Gene Ontology annotation, cellular component: mitochondrion; mitochondrial intermembrane space.